This is a messenger RNA of Culicoides brevitarsis, 1602 nucleotides long. RefSeq names its product octopamine receptor (gene Oct-TyrR). Gene Ontology annotation, biological process: adenylate cyclase-activating adrenergic receptor signaling pathway. Gene Ontology annotation, molecular function: octopamine receptor activity. The coding region runs from base 179 to 1555 and encodes 458 amino acids. NCBI's taxonomy places the organism in Eukaryota, Metazoa, Arthropoda, Insecta, Diptera, Ceratopogonidae. The transcript is spliced from 4 exons. Gene Ontology annotation, cellular component: plasma membrane. The record is from RefSeq and is a predicted model, not a curated record.
AAAAAGAAAAAAAUUCCAACCACAGAACAAGCACAUAAUUUGUAUUUAUUUGAGAAAUCCAACAAUUAGUUAGCCAUGCAAUCGCUACGGAUCAACAACAUUCGAACUUUACUCAAUUGAAAAAUGAACACAAAGCUGUUAAGAUAUCUCUAGAUGCGGUUUGCAUUCGAGCUGUAACAUGGACUUUUCGUUAAAUGUCACAUCGGAGCCGUCACUUGCGGAGAACUUUACGUGUCCCGAAGAGUUGCGUGUGGCAUAUCCGAGCGUUUUCGGCAUCGACUUGGCAAUCCCGGAAUGGGAGGCAAUAGCAACCGUUCUAAUACUCAGUUUUAUCAUUAUUUUCACGGUAACGGGCAACAUUCUCGUCAUCCUGAGUGUCUUCACGUACCGCCCGCUCAAGACAGUGCAGAAUUUCUUCAUUGUCUCGCUCGCGGUAGCCGAUAUUUUUGUUGCGUCCCUCGUGCUGCCCCUAAAUGUCGCGUAUCUCGUGAUCGGACGUUGGGAAUUUGGCAUUCACGUGUGCAAAUUUUGGCUCACAGCUGACGUAAUGUGUUGCACAGCGAGCAUUUUGAACUUGUGUGUCAUCGCACUCGAUCGUUUUUGGGCCAUCAGCAAGCCCCUAGACUAUAAGCGUACGUUAGAGUUAGUUUUAUCGAUGAUUGUGUCGGUGUGGGUGUUAUCGUUGCUCAUCAGUUCGCCCCCGUUGCUCGGAUGGAACGAUUGGCCCGAAGUAUUCACACCUGAAACCAAAUGCCAAUUGACAUCAAACCAAGGCUAUGUGAUAUAUUCGGCUCUUGGCAGCUUCUUCAUCCCUUUGGUCAUCAUGACGGUUGUUUAUGUCGAGAUUUUCAUUGCGACGCGGCGUCGAUUGCGGGAACGCGCCAAAGCUGCUUCCAAAAUCAACCAAAUUCGCAACAACAAGACGAAAGAUGAGGAGACGAAAAAUUCUCCAAAUCUCGAAACUUUAGGUGAUGCCGAUAGUGUCAGCAGCGAGGUUAAUUACAACGAAGCCAAUAAAGCGGGUGACAGUGUGCCCAUUUGUCGGAAGCAUCACGAUAAGAAAUCCAAAACCAAUGGGAACGACACGGAAAUUUUACAGGUAGUUGCGAACGAGGACGAAAGCAACACAUAUAAUCCGGAAAAUUCGUCGGAGAGCACGAAGCCGGAGCAGGAACAAAAAAUGCUGCACAAAGUAGAGCCAAAUCACAACAAUGCCACGCCCACGAAGAAGAACAAACGGAAAUCUGUGAAGAAAUCCGGAGGCAUUUCGCAGUUUAUCGAGGAACGACAGAAAAUUUCGUUGUCCAAAGAGCGACGAGCGGCACGCGUUCUUGGCAUCGUCAUGGGUGUCUUUAUCGCAUGUUGGCUUCCCUUCUUUCUGGUGUACGUUAUCGUUCCGUUUUGCGCCACAUGCUGCCCCUCGGAACGAUUUAUCAAUUUCAUCACAUGGCUCGGGUACAUGAACUCGGGUCUAAAUCCGAUCAUCUACACAGUAUUUAACAUGGACUUUAGAAAAGCGUUUAAGAAAUUGCUGAGACUAAAAACUAGAAAAUAGACUUUUUAAAAAAAUUGUCGCCGCGAAUGAUGUAAAAAGAUAAUUCG